AUGGCAGACGCCAAGGCCAAGGAGAAGCCCAUCGCGUCGCUCAUCGCCGGCGCGUCCGCCGGCGGUGUCGAGGCGUUCAUCACGUACCCGCUCGAGAACCUUAAGACGCAGCUGCAGUUCGGCGGACACAACGGCCAGGUCAGCCUGGUCGGUCUCCUGCGCGACACGCUGAAGAACCACGGCCUGCGCGGCCUGUAUGCCGGUGUCCCCGCCGUGGUCAUCGGCAACGCGGCCAAGGCCGGAGUGCGCUUCACGACGUACGACCAGUUCAAGGGUCUGCUGAAGGACGACGAGGGCAAGCUGACCGCGCCGCGGAGCAUGCUUGCCGGUCUUGGAGCGGGUAUGAUGGAGGCGAUCAUCGCGGUUACGCCGAGUGAGACGAUCAAGACCAAGAUGAUCGAGGACGCGCAGCGCGCCCAGCCGCGCUUCAACGGCAUGCUCGACGGUGUCAAGAAGAUUGUCGCCGAGGAGGGAUGGCGCGGUAUCUACCGCGGUGUCGGACCCGUUAUGCUCCGCCAGGGCGCCAACUCGGCCGUCCGCUUCUCCUCGUACUCGACGCUGAAGCAGCUGGCCCAGGGCUCCAUGCCCGCCGGAGAGAAGAUGCCCGGAUGGAUGACGUUUGGUAUCGGUUCUACGGCCGGUGUCAUCACCGUCUACACGACGAUGCCCUUUGACGUUGUCAAGACCCGCAUGCAGUCGCUGGAGGCGCGCACGCAGUACCGCAACGCUCUCCACUGCGCGUACCGUAUCCUGACCGAGGAAGGUAUCCUCAAGUUCUGGAAGGGAACGGUCCCCCGUCUCGGACGUCUCGUCAUGUCCGGCGGUAUCGUCUUCUCCGUCUACGAGCAGAUCUACCCCAUUGCGGCCAAAAUUGUUCCGUAA
Molecule: messenger RNA, 882 nt
Organism: Trichosporon asahii var. asahii CBS 2479
Lineage: Eukaryota; Fungi; Basidiomycota; Tremellomycetes; Trichosporonales; Trichosporonaceae
Product: inner membrane citrate transporter, Ctp1p
Exons: 3
Coding region: 1-882 (293 amino acids)
Biological process (GO): mitochondrial citrate transmembrane transport
Source: RefSeq, a predicted model, not a curated record